AUGCGGAGGGACCCAAACCUUGUGGAUAUGGGCAAAGAGAAAGGGAUAUCAAAUUCUCCAUUGUUUUCCUCUUCCACAAAAGGGUUCAAGGACAAGAGCAACACCAACAACAACAUGUCCUCUUGGCUCUUCAAUAGCAUUUCUGACUUGGAGGAGAGGAUGAAGGUGUUGACAAUAGGCACAACAGAAGAUGAAGAGUUGGGUGACACUUUUGCAGAAAGAGCCGAGUCUUACUACCAACAGAGACCUCAGUUAUUGUCACUUCUUCAGGACCUUUACAAUGGCUAUAUCACUUUGUCUGACCGUUACAUCCAAACAUUGGCUAAGCACAAGCACCAUAGCAGACACUCUUCUCAAGUUUCAACUGUAGAAGAGGGUUUCUCUGACCAGGAAGAAACUAGUGGGGUGAGCCAGGUUGAUUCAGAUAUUGAGAGUUCAAUCUCUUACCAACAACCCCCAUCUAUGAUGAUGUCUAUGCUACUCCGUAGGAGCUCAAUGCUUGAUGUUGAUGCUAUUGUUGCUGAGCUUGUGAUUAGGAAUGUUGAGUAUGAUGUGUUAAUGCAAGAGGUUGGUGUCAUGGAGAGGAAGUAUUGUGAGUCUUCAAGGAAAAGUGAGCUCCAAAAGAGCUUGCUUGAGGUGUUGGAGUCUGAGAGGCUUGUUCUGUUGAAUGAGAAUGCUAGCUUGGGUUAUAGAGUCAACACUUUAGUCGAAGAGAACAAAGAGCUUGCAUCUGAGUCAUUGUUCAUUAAGAGGAAGGCUGGGGAGCUAGCAAAGUGUGUGCUGAAGAUGAGAGAGGAUCAUACAGUGUAUAUGCUCCAUAAAAAAAUUGAAGAUCUGCAGGCACAGAUACAUGGGUUGGAGAAGAGGAACAAAGAGUAUUAUGAGAAGCUUCUUGGAAGAGAUAACCAAGAGGAUGAUAGCUGCAUGGGAAACAAAGGGAAAAACAGUGAUGAUGGGAUAGCUUUGGAUGUUCAUGUGGAGAAGCAUAGAAGGUUCAAGUGGAAAGAUGGCACUUCUGGGAAGAAAACUGAUCGGAAGAAAGGUCCCAGUUUUUGGAAAAAUCUGAAGAACAUUGACUUGUUAUUGUGUGGGACUAAUCCAACCUGUGCUUGAAGAAUGAUGAUGGCUUAUAGUUCUUGUGUUCACAUAAGUUCUGUUAAAGUUUAUACAUACUUUUUGGCUCUUUUAAGGUAGUAAGAGGUUUCUUGAUUACUCACUAUAAGCUAUGGUGUACAUUCUCCAAUAUGAGGCCUUUGACAUAGAAUGCAGGGCACACUU
Gastrolobium bilobum is the source of this 1278-nucleotide messenger RNA. RefSeq names its product kinase-interacting family protein-like. The record is from RefSeq and is a predicted model, not a curated record. Lineage: Eukaryota; Viridiplantae; Streptophyta; Magnoliopsida; Fabales; Fabaceae. The coding region runs from base 1 to 1113 and encodes 370 amino acids. The transcript is spliced from 2 exons. Gene Ontology annotation, molecular function: actin binding.